AUGAAGCUGCCCACAGAAGCGGCGGGGGACGGAAUGCAGUGCGACGCGGACAGCGACCCCGACACCACCCAACUACCCACCACAUACCAAGAGCACGAUCUGCCGGGUUCGUCGACGCCGGACGCCGAGCGCGCGCCCACCGACCUCUUCGCCGUGCUGUCGAUCGGCGACUCCCUGCCCCACCUCGACCCGAACAACAAGAGCUACCAGGCGAUGGUCGACGGAUUGAAGGUCUUCGGACAAUGGCCCGAACAGGAGCAGGUCCACUUUGUGCAGCUGCUGAUCAGCAAGAUGGGCCACCAGCAGCUCGGCAGCAUCGAGUCGUUCUUGAGGCCGAUGCUGAUGCGCGACUUCAUCACCCUGUUGCCAAAAGGAACCGCCGAGCAAAUACUGAUGCAAGUCGACGAGCGGUGCCUGGUGCAGUGCGAAUUGGUGUGCCGUCGCUGGAGGGCGGUGAUCGCGUACGGACAGCUUUGGAGGAAGCUCAUCGAGCGCAAGGUUCGCUCCGACGACAUGUGGCGCGGGCUGGUUGAGAAGCGGGGCUGGCUGCAGUACCUGCUGGGCGCCCGCAUCCAGAACGAGAUCAACGUGUGCAAGCGCCUCGGACUGCCCUACGACCAAGUCAAAAAUACGGAGGAAUUUGUGUACAAAUUGCAUAACUUUUAUCGAAAUCUUUGUCCACGCAUCAAAUCGGACAUCGAACGGGUCGAAGAGAAUUGGCGAAACGGGCGGCACGCGCAUCAGCGGAUAGAGUGUCAAUCGGAGAACAGUCGAGGCGUCUACUGCCUGCAAUAUGACGAUGAGAAAAUCGUCUCCGGCCUGCGAGACAACACUAUUAAGUUGUGGAAUCGGCGUGACUUGAGCUUGACGCAAGUAUUGACCGGACACACGGGCUCCGUGCUUUGCCUCCAGUACGACAGCCGGAUCAUCAUCAGCGGGUCUUCCGAUUCGACGGUACGGGUAUGGGACAUCGAGACGGGUGAAUGCUUGAACACGCUGAUCCACCACGGGGAGGCCGUCCUACAUCUUCGGUUCGGCAACGGCACGAUGGUCACGUGCUCAAAGGAUCGCUCUAUCACGGUGUGGAACAUGGUCUCGCCGCAGGAGAUCACCGUCCGACGGGUACUGCUCGGCCACCGCGCUGCUGUCAAUGCGGUGGAUUUUGACAACGAGCACAUUGUGAGCGGUAGCGGCGACCGUACCAUAAAGGUUUGGAGCGUCGACGAUUGCCAGUUCAUCCGCACGCUGUCCGGCCACCGGAGAGGCAUCGCCUGCUUGCAGUAUCGCGAAGGCCUCGUCGUUUCCGGCAGCAGCGAUUUCACAAUUAGACUCUGGGAGAUUGCCUCGGGCACAUGCCUGCGCACGCUUGAAGGCCACAACGAGCUCGUGCGCUGCAUCCGCUUCGACAACAAGCGCAUCAUCUCCGGUGCCUACGAUGGAAAGAUCAAGAUCUGGGAUAUGAAUGGCGCGCUCGACCCUCGCUCGAACCUCAGCAACCUAUGCCUGGCCACCCUUGAGCAACAUCAAGGCCGUGUCUUCCGACUGCAGUUUGACGAGUUCCAGAUUGUCUCCUCGUCACACGACGACAGCAUCGUCAUCUGGGAUUUCCUGAACGCGCCCGUCGGCCACCCGGGCGUCCAGCCGCAACCGAUGCAGCAACAAGCCGCCCCAUUGCCUCACCCGCAUGCGCUGAUCCCGAUGGUCGCUGUGGCGCAGUUGCCAGCACCGGCCCUGGCCGGCCAGCUCCCGGGCGCCAUGCAGCAACAGCAAGACGAUGACGACAACGACGCCGACGUGGAU
This is a messenger RNA of Mesorhabditis spiculigera, 1800 nucleotides long. Lineage: Eukaryota; Metazoa; Nematoda; Chromadorea; Rhabditida; Rhabditidae. The record is from the annotation of a GenBank genome assembly.